AUGAAUGUGAACAGCAUGAGCUGGAUGGCUAUGGCUGGGAUGACGAAUCGGAUAGACAUCACUACCGAGUUUAUCAAGUUUCCUGGUGGUGAACAUGGAGGGAGUUGGGGAGCUAGGAUCAGGGGUACGUUGCGAGAGGAUGCGGAUCCUCAGCAGCGGACAACGGUCUUUUGGUACAAUACGCUUGAGGGUGUUGGCAUGUUGGAUGCAGGCACAGCAGCUGAGGGCGAACUUGGCGUCUCGGGCGACGUCUUCAUCAAGGGCGAGACGCCUGAUUUGGGCACAUUCGAGGUCAAGGUCACAGAGGGCCAAGGCCGUCACCCGCAUAGCGGCCACCCAAGUGAGCAUGACAAACCACUUGAUCUGACACUGGUGCACAGUGGAUCCGUCCCCGAGAAUGUCUUGUGGCAGACGAAAGCCUUGAUCUUCAAGCAUAUAAAGGGACAGAUCGAUCAGCUUGUUCUCAAGUACGACGAGAAUGACCCGCCUCCGCCAGCCCAAGUCUACACCAUCCAGCAUCAGCCUAGUACUGGAAACAUGCACGUGGUGCAGAAGGUCUUUGAAGGCCCAUUCGAGUUCGACAUCAUCUUCUCGUCUGGUUCUGCGCCUACCAAGAUCACUUCCGAGGACUUGACAGAACAGAUUGGAUCUGUCACUUCGACCUUUUCUUCACGCUUCACUGAGAUCUUUGAGCCUCAGCCUCCUUUUAUCAAGGAGCGCUACGAGGAGUUCUCCAAACUCUGCUGUGGAUCGCUCCUACGACCCGGCCUACGAAGAGGAUGA
Messenger RNA from Plenodomus lingam JN3, 783 nucleotides. NCBI's taxonomy places the organism in Eukaryota, Fungi, Ascomycota, Dothideomycetes, Pleosporales, Leptosphaeriaceae. The record is from RefSeq and is a predicted model, not a curated record.